AAACAUGCCGUCUGGGAUGAAAUCGUACUACAACUCCCAAAAUGCGAAGGAACUAUCACGCGGCACGGGAACGCCCCCGUGAGGCUCUUUCAGGUCACAUGACCAUCACGGAUGUUGCUUCCGUAAAUAUCAGGCUGAAAUGCUUCAAUUCGGACAAAUGUGAACUCCCAGAGAAGCAUUAACCAUAUAGUACCAACAAUCUGUGAAAAUGGAAGAAAGAAAAACUAAGAGAAGGAGUCCCAAAUCAUCCACUUCUCAUGUCACUCAAGUGGUCAACAAUAAGAAAAAUUCUGUGCCUCCUAGCAAAAGUACAGUGUUUUCAAACCCUGCACCACAGCCACCUUCACAGAAACCAAAGUUUAAAAGGGGCAUGAAAGAGAAAGCCAAAGCACCAGGAGCAGAAAGCAAAGGAGCACAGUCUGCUCCAAUCCAGCACUCAUUUCUCACUGAUGUAUCAGAUGUUCAGGAGAUGGAGAAAGGACUUCUGAGUCUUCUGAAUGACUUCCACUCUGGCAAACUUCAAGCAUUUGGAAAUGAAUGUUCCAUAGAGCAAAUGGAACAUGUAAGAGGAAUGCAGGAGAAGCUGGCCCGCUUGAAUCUAGAGCUUUAUGGGGAGUUGGAAGAACUUCCUGAAGAUAAGAGAAAAGUAGCUAGUGACUCCAAUCUUGAUAGACUGCUGUCAGAUCUGGAAGAACUGAAUUCCUCUAUACAAAAACUUCAUUUAGCAGAUGUUCAAGAUGUUCCGAAUACCAGCACAAGCUAAAAUGCACCUUGUCUUUGUGUGUCGGAAACCCAGGGUGUCUUAUUUCAUUUCCAGUGGACUCUCUUUCUUGCUUCUGCAGCAAAGUAUUUAUAUGCAAGUGAACAUAUUCACACAUUCCUCUUAGCAGAUGCGAGUUCUGCAUAUCUGUCAGGGUUGGAAUCUAGGGCACAGGAUGACCAUGUCUUGCUGCUAUGCUUUGUAUUACUGCCUUAUCGACCGUGAAGUGUUUGAAAAACUUGAAAAUGCAUUUUUAUGCUGAGUGUUCGGAUGAUUUUGAGUUCUAUAUAAGUAUGAUUUUUAAUAUAAUAUGUUCAACUUUGAUUAAAUUAAUAAUGGAGCAUGGUGUUCCUGUUGCUUUCCCACGGUGCAGACAAUCAGCCGAGACGUUCCUGUGUUUCUUUUUGCGGGUGAUGCUGUUAAAUGAGUGUUUAAUUUAUUUCGGCAAUAAAAUGAUUCUAAAGAUU
This is a messenger RNA of Podarcis muralis (Common wall lizard), 1227 nucleotides long. RefSeq names its product coiled-coil domain containing 28A (gene CCDC28A). The record is from RefSeq and is a predicted model, not a curated record. NCBI's taxonomy places the organism in Eukaryota, Metazoa, Chordata, Lepidosauria, Squamata, Lacertidae.